CGCCCCCCCGGGCUCAGCGCGUCUCCUCCGGGCUGGGGGGCCCCGCCGGCGGGAUGGCCGAAUUCCCGGCCAAAGUCAGCACCCGCACCAGCACCCCCGCCGGGGAGCCGGCUUUCCACGCCCCCGCCUUGGAUCUGAAUUUCGUCAAGUCCCCCUUCGGGAUCCUGAUGAUCGUGGAAAUCGUGCUGGGCUGCUUGGUGUGGGCCCUGAUUGCGGACACGUACUACCAACCCUACCCGUCCUACGGCUGGGUGAUGUUUGUAGCUAUCUUCUUCUGGAUGGUGACGGUCAUUCUUUUUGUGAUGUACCUGUUUCAGCUUCAGUUGAAAUUCUACAUGAUCCCUUGGCCUAUUGUGCUUGUGGUGUUAAAUGUCUCAGCCUCCGUCAUGUAUGCAACAGCCUUCAUAACCAGCGCUGCAUCGGUUGAACCGUAUUCCUGGCCCCAUUCCCCAGACUACAACAAGAGGGCCUCGGCAUCGUUCUUUGCCUGCCUGGUGAUGAUCAGCUACGGCGUCAGUUCCUGCCUCAGCAUCCGAGCCUGGAGGGGUUAUGGGAGCAACGCGGCCACCAGCCAAGCGAGCAUCUCCAAUCAUGCUUAAAAGAACUCUGCCUCCUUUUGAAUCAACAGGGGCCAAGCGGGUGGCUUUUGCAGCUUCUGUCGCUUCUCUUCCACACGGGGCCUGGCCUGGAAACGAUGCCCCGUCCCGGCUUCAGUAGGGCUGUUCCGAUCACAGGGCUCACCUCCCUCUCCCGUGCUCUUAACUGGCACCCUCGACAGAGUGGCGAAGGCCCGGAUGAGAUAGGCAGCCUCAUGCUGGUUUUCAUGAUUCCUGGUUUGUCCCUAACCCCCGAGCUAGACCUUUCAGUGUGCCUAAUGCGACUUUCAGUGAUUAACCUUUAUAAUGUAUUUAUAUGUAUGGGUGCAGGUAUAUACAUGUGUGUGUAUAUGGCAUGUCUUAUAUGUGCGCUGUGUGCGUGGACACGUUUGACUGCAGGCAAGAGAAUUUCAUUUUUUAAUGCGUGCCACUGGGCCCAGUUUAAAAAAAAAUGACAGUAACGGUGAUCAACCUUCUUCCCGUUGUCAAAGAUGAUGUUAGCGGAGCAUUGCAGCUGAGCAUUAGUGUUAGCUGAACACUACAGGGGAGCCGAAGGGCACAAAGAGAGCCUUUAAAGUCACUUGGCUAAACAAUUGGGAUUAUUAAUAUUGGGAUAGUGUCAGAGCAAGGCGUGGCUGUCUUAAUUUAAGCUAACUUGGCUGUUCUCACAGUAAUGUAGCGGUGUCCAACCUUGGCAAUGUUAAAGACUUGUGGACUUCAACUCCCAGAUUUCCCCAGUCAGCUGGUUAGGGAAUUCU
Molecule: messenger RNA, 1354 nt
Organism: Pseudonaja textilis
Lineage: Eukaryota; Metazoa; Chordata; Lepidosauria; Squamata; Elapidae
Gene: PLLP
Product: plasmolipin
Biological process (GO): myelination
Cellular component (GO): membrane
Molecular function (GO): structural constituent of myelin sheath
Source: RefSeq, a predicted model, not a curated record